UUAUUAUGGAAAAAUUAGAUCCAUUAUUUAAGCAAUUAAUUAAUAAUCAUAAUGUUCGAGAGCAUCAUGGUUAUUAUAUUACAAAUAUUUUAACUGGAGAAUGUCUUAAUUGUUUUGAUUUUAUCUGGAAUGGAUCAUUUCGUGAUGUGUGCAAGCAUUGCCAUACUGCAAGAAUUUAUGCAACAUCACUUCAGGGUUAUGGUGAUGAUAUAAUAAAAGAUACGAAAGAAAAACUAAUAGCAUAUUUUAAAAACAAUCAGAGAAUUUUACCACCAGAACUUAAGAAUUACAACAUUUAGUACUGAAGUGGCUUUUUUAGAAAUUGUUAAAGAAUAUAAUGAAA
Messenger RNA from Rhizophagus irregularis DAOM 181602=DAOM 197198, 343 nucleotides. The record is from RefSeq and is a predicted model, not a curated record. Lineage: Eukaryota; Fungi; Glomeromycota; Glomeromycetes; Glomerales; Glomeraceae.